ACAUUAAAUUUGGUACCGAUUUUAUAUAGGUAAUUGUAAAUAGUGUACUUACUUCUCGCACUUUCAAAUACACACCGUUCCCAAAAUGAAGCAAAUAAUUUUUUUAACGGUUCUUUUCGCUGGUGCGUUUUGCAGCAGGGUGAACCAAGACAUCAUUGAGACGUCGAUCGAUCCCUACGUUUUUGAAGAUAUUAUUAACAGCACUAUCGAAGGCUACAGACCCGACAUCCCAGAUCCCCUUCUGAUUGACACUUACGAAAUUUCACUUCCUGCCGAAGAAGACGCAGUUAUUGUAGGCAAUGGCACCAUCAGUAACUUAGAUCUAGCUGGACUUCAAGGCUUCCAGGUGUCAGCUUUAAAUUUCGCUAUUAUAGGAAUGACUCUAAACUUUACAAUUGACCUACCGGUACUUGAUUUAUUUACUGACUUCGACCUAGAUUUGCUUAUUGCUGACACUCUGGCUAUUUGGGGAGUCGGAAAUAUUACGGUUCAUCUUGACGGACUGUCAAUUGACGGAAGUGGUCAAGCUAACCUCACCGGAGGGAUACAAGUCGAAAAUCUACGGCUAACGGUUUCGUUGCAAAAUGCUACGUUUGACAUUCACGGUUUGCUUGACGAUGAAGAUUUAAGUGAGCUUCUGUCCGACAUACUUAAUGACUUAGCAGUUAACUUAAUCGAUGAGAAUCAAGAACUGAUAUCGGAAGUUAUUAGUCCCAUUGCUGAGACUCUUAUUAAUGAAAUUCUGGCAAGUAUGUCUGCGACUACAACUGUAGCUCCCGAGACUACUCCUGUAGGGAUAAAGUAGAAAUGUAUUUUCUGUGUUUUUGUGAAAUAAAGAAAAAGUGACUUAUAUGUAUAA
Zophobas morio is the source of this 859-nucleotide messenger RNA. RefSeq lists its product as uncharacterized. The transcript has 5 exons. The coding region runs from base 86 to 805 and encodes 239 amino acids. The record is from RefSeq and is a predicted model, not a curated record. Lineage: Eukaryota; Metazoa; Arthropoda; Insecta; Coleoptera; Tenebrionidae.